Messenger RNA from Pipra filicauda (Wire-tailed manakin), 874 nucleotides. RefSeq names its product F-box only protein 15-like. Gene Ontology annotation, molecular function: protein binding. Bases 173 to 874 code for a protein of 233 amino acids. NCBI's taxonomy places the organism in Eukaryota, Metazoa, Chordata, Aves, Passeriformes, Pipridae. The record is from RefSeq and is a predicted model, not a curated record. The transcript is spliced from 5 exons.
UCCGCCGCCCCCGGGGCCGCGCUCCCGGGCUCCGCUUUCUUCGGGCUACCGCCGUUCCGCUCGGCGGUGGCCCGCGGGAGGAGACAGCGCCCCUCCUAUCAUCGCUCCCUCGCUCCCUCCCUCCCUCGCUGCUGGCGGCGCGAAGCCGACAUUUUGGGGCGGCUCAGCGGCCAUGGCGACGGGCCGGGGCAGAAAUAGGCUAAGGACAUUUGCUACCAGGCCUGGGGAAUGUUCUGAAACUGUAAAUGCUGGAAUUAAAAGUCUGUAUUUGACGCCUGCUCUAAAACGGAAACCAAGGGUGUGCAUUGAGAGCAUGCCAUCAGAAAUGCUACUGAAGAUAUUUUCGUAUUUGGAUGCUGUGUCCCUGUUGUCUGUCGGUUGUGUGAAUAAACUCUUCUAUGAUCUGGCUAAUGACAAUGGAAUUUGGCUGAAAAUCUAUUCCAGUUGUUUGCAGCCAAAAAGGACAACUUGGAAAAUGAAGUCUGAACAAACAGAAGCUGUUCCCUUGGGCUGUGCUGCUCUACAUGAUAAAAAGCCUGGGUACUGGAAGAAAGAAUACAUCUUGAAACAAACAGCUGCUGUCAAAACUAGAGUAAUGCGACUUGCUAAACCUCUAGAUCCUUAUACGGGUCUUCCGUGUAAAAACAAAGUAGCUAUGAAACUCUCUGGCUUGAGUUGGAUAAUUGUUCUAAAGGACAAAAAUGGAAAAGAACAUGUAACGGAGAAGGCAAACCUGUCAUUUAAGCACACAUCUGUUACCAUACUUUGGUAUGGUACAAACUGGCCGUGCUUAGACGUCGUGUCAACCCUAAAACUAUUUGGAGUUACACCGUUGCUUCUUGACCAAAAUAUGCCUCCCAACAAGAAUGGGUGA